CGCUCAGCGGAGCCGGGGCCAUGGAGAACGGCGCCGUGUACGGCCCCACCACCGAGGAGGCCCCGGGCCCGGGCCGCGCGCCCCGCCGCCUGCCCGCCGCCUGCUGCUCCCUGCACCGCCUGCCGCGGCCGCGCCGCGCGCUCAAGCUCGCCGCCCUGGUGCUGUCUCUGCUGGCCUUUAUCUGUGAAGAAGUGGUGUCCCAGUGUACUAUGUGCGGAGGACUUUACUUCUUUGAGUUUGUGAGCUGCAGUGCCUUUCUGCUGAGCCUCCUUAUAUUGGUCGUCUACUGCACCUCAGUGUAUGAUAAAGUUGAAUCUCCCAAAGUCAGGUUAUCGGAUUUUUAUAUUACUGCAACAACAGGAGCUGUGUUUUUCUUGGCAUCCGUCAUUUUUGCCUUCACUCAAGACCAGACCCCAGCUGAAUAUGCUGCAGUUGUAUUUGGGUUUCUGGGGAGUUUUGUGUUCAUAGCAGAUGCUGUCGUCAUGUUCAUCUCAAACCGACGGGAGGACAAGCUGAACAAGCCCGAGGCAGCCCCUAAGGCCACCCUCACUGAGCCUCUCAAUGCCUGAGGAAGACGCAGCAAGUGUCAGCUGAGGCAGCACCGUUUGGUGCCUGAGACCUGGCAGGAGGUCUAGGAGGGCUUUUAUUCUUGAUAAACCA
This is a messenger RNA of Suncus etruscus (white-toothed pygmy shrew), 660 nucleotides long. RefSeq names its product CKLF like MARVEL transmembrane domain containing 6 (gene CMTM6). The record is from RefSeq and is a predicted model, not a curated record. The transcript is spliced from 4 exons. Lineage: Eukaryota; Metazoa; Chordata; Mammalia; Eulipotyphla; Soricidae. Gene Ontology annotation, cellular component: membrane. Bases 21 to 569 code for a protein of 182 amino acids.